AUGCUCCUCUCCAUAGUGCGGGCUCUAUCGAGGUACAGGCCGCCAGGCAUAUAUUGGAUAAGGUGCAUUCAAGAAGGGCUCCCUGUCGGUCCUGGCGAUGAUUAUUUGUUCCAUGCGGGUGAGAUACACGGGCACAAUGUCGUGAUCGCAGCGUUUGCUGCCGGUCAGCCGUAUGGCACCAACUCUGCAACAUCACUCGCAAGCCAUGUGAAGAAGUUCUUCCCGAACCUGUGGUUUGGUCUUCUCGUGGGUGUUUCUACGGGUCUCCCGAAUUUCUCAUGUUCACCUCCGCGUGAUAUCCGAUUAAGCAAUGUCAUUGUAGCUUGGUCUCCUCCGGGUGGAGAUUAUCCAGCAAUUAUACCUUACGGACUAGGCAAGCAGAAGGGAGACGUUGGCUUAAGUUGCUGCGCAAUGGACAUUCCCUGCCUCAGACAGGACGCAUUGUGGGCUCCGCAAUUGGUAAGAUCAAGGCGGAAAAGGGAUGCGCAGGUAAUAGAGGGCUACUAUAGGGAUAUAGCAGACACGGCGCGAAAGUUUCCAGAUCGGGGGCAAGAAAAUGACUUGCUUUACCUCCCUGGCGAGAAUCUACCAGUUUUACGACAACACCGGCCGGACGCAGAACGCACGCGUGUGUGGUACGGAUCAAUCGGGUCUGGCGACAAGCUGCUCAAAAGUAGCAGAGACCGGGAUGAAAUCAGCGACAAAUACAAUGUGAUUGGCCUAGAGAUGGAGGCUGCAGGUGUCCUGAACGUAAUCCCGGUGGGAGUCAUUCGAGGCGUCUGUGAUUACGGCACGAGCAAAAAAAAAAAAAAAAAAAAAAAAGUAAAGACUGGCAGCCCUAUGCAGCGCCUGCGAGAUUCGUUAGCCACUGAUCCAGAAACUGAGCUACGACACAUUGAGGCCACAAAGGGCGGUCUACUGGAUAGCUCGUUUCGAUGGGUCUUGGAAAAUGCUGAGUUUCAGAAAUGGCAUAGCAGCCCCCCAGAGCCAGUUGCUUUGGAUCAAGGGAGAUGCUGGCAAGGGCAAGACUAUGCUUAUGAUUGGGAUCAUGAGCUUGUACGGCAAGUUCAGUCAGAGCCAUUGCAAUCGAUAGCCUACUGCCUGUGCCAAAUAGGCCUUAAAAAAAAAUCAAAGACCAAUAAAUUCUGA
Messenger RNA from Aspergillus nidulans FGSC A4, 1149 nucleotides. RefSeq lists its product as uncharacterized. Bases 1 to 1149 code for a protein of 382 amino acids. The transcript is spliced from 3 exons. The record is from RefSeq and is a predicted model, not a curated record. Gene Ontology annotation, molecular function: catalytic activity. Gene Ontology annotation, biological process: nucleoside metabolic process. Lineage: Eukaryota; Fungi; Ascomycota; Eurotiomycetes; Eurotiales; Aspergillaceae.